CACCGCCGCCCCCCACUCUCCGCCGCGUCGCUUUCCGAGCCCUGGCCGUGCCCGCUCCCGCUCCACCGCCCGCCGCUCUCCUCCGCCGCCACCCGCUGCCCCGCGGCACCGCCAUGAUCGUGGAGAGCAGCCGCGACGUGGCGUCCGAUGGCGGUGACGGCGGCGGCGCACUCAGCAGCCCCAUCAACCUCGCCUACUUUUACGGGGCCUCGCCCCACUCCAGCGAGGGCAGCUGCUCCCCGGCGCACUCCGCCCCGGGCUCGCCGGGCUCCGACUCGGACCUCUCGGUGAGCAGCCGCGGCGGCGGCCGGAGGGAUCCCCGGGGCGGUGCCCGCCCCGCGCUGCAAGUUGACCAACACAUGGCGGGUGGAAAGCAGCAUAGAGGACCUUUCCAGGGGGUCCGUGUGAAGAACUCGGUGAAGGAGCUCCUGCUGCACUUCAGGAGCAGCAAACAGAUGUCCUCGGGCUCCGCCACGGAGGAAGGCAAGGCACAAGGAGGGCUGGUGAACUACGAGCAGUACACAGCAGAGCUGAAGAACAUACUAGGUCACAGUGGCAAAAGAAAGGCUCCCGAGCUCCUUUCUGAUGGACCUUCUUUCAAACGCCAAGCGAAUGUUCACUCACACCUCCUGACACCACCACAGACGCCAACUUCUAUGGAUAACAUGGAAGAGAUGCAUAAAAACGACCCAAAGUGUGACAGCAAUUCCGAUCUGCUUCAGAACAUUAUAAACAUCAAGAACGAGUCGAGCCCCAUCUCUCUGAACACGGUGCAGGUUAGCUGGUUGCACGCUGUCUCCAGUCACAGCUCGCCCAGUGAACAGUACCAGGAGAGCCCAGUAACACAGGCUUUCUCCUCACCCCAGAAGUACCAAGCAUUCCAAGAUCACACCUCCCAGCAUAUGCUUGAUGCGCCACAGCAUUACCAGUUCCCUCCGUCACAAAACCAGAGUUUGUCACAGAGCUAUCCUUCGGAUGCCUCUUUGGAGUACAGGCCAUUUGCUGCCAGUGACCAGUCUCCUGGCUACCAGCAGAAUACCUUUGAGAACCAUGAACUGCAGUACUGCCAGCCGCAGAGCUUCUCCUCCCUCUUGAACGACUCUGAAGGCUCAGAGGGCAUCUCUGCUCCCCUCCAGCCACUGGCCAGUGCCCACCAACAGGCUGAUGUCAGCCCCCAUACUCCACACUUCAGCUUGAUUUCCAAUAAUGUCUGUGGCAGUCUGGAGCGCAGUGUCUCUUUGUCUACUUUGAAUGUCUCUCUACCUGACCAAAACAUUGCCAGAAGCACGACACAGCUGGGCAAGUCAUUUUUUCAAUGGCAAGUGGAGCAGGAGGAAAGCAAACUGGCUAAUAUCUCUCAGGACCAAUUCCUUGCAAAAGACUCAGAUGGAGACACCUUCCUUCACAUUGCGGUUGCCCAGGGCAGACGAGCUCUCUCCUAUGUUCUUGCAAGGAAGAUGGCUGCCAUGCACAUGCUGGAUAUUAAAGAGCACAAUGGCCAGAGUGCUUUCCAGGUUGCUGUGGCUGCCAAUCAGCAUCUCAUUGUGCAGGACUUGGUUAGCUUGGGGGCUCAAGUCAACACCACAGACUGCUGGGGUAGAACACCCUUGCAUGUUUGCGCUGAGAAGGGGCAUGCCCAGGUCCUUCAGGCAAUCCAAAAGGGAGCCAUGGGAAGCAAUCAGUAUGUAGACCUUGAGGCAACAAACUAUGAUGGUUUGACAGCACUGCACUGUGCUGUUCUGGCCCAUAAUACUGUGCUGCAUGAACUGCAAAACAGUCAGCCACCUCACUCCCCUGAGGUCCAGGAACUUCUGCUGAGAAACAAGAGCCUGGUAGAAACCAUCAGGAUUUUAAUACAAAUGGGAGCAUCUGUUGAAGCAAAAGAUCGCAAAAGUGGUCGCACGGCUUUACAUUUGGCAGCAGAAGAAGCGAACCUGGAGCUCAUUCGUCUCUUUUUGGAGCUGCCCAACUGCCUCUCUUUUAUCAAUGCAAAGGCUUACAAUGGCAACACAGCACUGCAUGUAGCGGCCAGCCUGCACUAUCGGGUGAGCCAGCUGGAUGCUGUGCGCCUGCUAAUGCGAAAGGGAGCUGAUCCAAGUGCCAGAAACUUGGAGAAUGAGCAGCCAGUUCAUCUGGUUCCUGAUGGCCUUGUAGGAGAACAGAUAAGACGUAUCCUAAAAGGCAAGGCGAUUCAGCAGAGAGUGUCGCCAUUUUAAGCUCCAUGUUUCUUGGAGUUUAGCAACUCACACUCACUGUCAGUCAGGCAGUCCUAAUGUAUCUGUAAAUAGACCAUUUGCCCAGUGUGGGCAAAUGUUAGUUGUUUCUGUGAAACAAAAGUAUUUUGUUCACUAUUAUAUAGUGGGUUAUAUAAGAGUUAAAAAAAAAUAAAAAAACAAACAAAACUCAACAAUCAAAUUCGUCUGAGCAAACAGGAAUGUUUCAUUCCCAAAUAUGUGGAAGAUUUGCCCGGAUACCUGGAUUUCAUAGCGAUGGCAAGACUGAGUUUAUUUAAACAGCCAUACAGAUAACUUCCAAACAAGGACAAUACUACAGGGAAUAUUUUUAUUUAGAGAGGGAUGAUACAUGUUAACAUUACAGAGUUUUUUUUGUUGUGUUUUUAAUAACACUUAAAUAUUAAGUGCAAGAGAAAUCAUAUUUUUGAAGUUGAAAAUUUAUUUAUGUAACUUUUUAGCUUUUUUCCAGUAUCUUGUGCAGGAUUGUAUUUAGUCACUGGCAUUAUUGUACAGCUCUAUAGUUCUAAGAAUCUAUUGAUUGCUGGGAAUGAACUGAAGGAACAAGUUCCUUGAUAUUGAACUUUCAAAUUGCAUAUACAGUUUUAAUACUAUACUGGUGCGAAUUGAGUAAAAUCUGUUGUUUUGAAAGACUGAAAACUGAAAGGACAGUUAAGAUAGACUGUCCUGAGCACUGAUUUGUGCAUGCUUUUGGAAUUGUUAAUAAAACAUGAAAAGCCAUGCUUCCUUAGAGGACUUGUAGCAGUUUUUCUUGUACCCAGUAGAGGUUUUCCUUUUGGUGGGACAAUAGAUUGAGUGAGAAAAGUUAAAGAUUUUUAUAGUGUAUAUAACUUUGCUGGACUUUAAGGAAUGUGAUCCUGAUUCAGUGAAAGUAUUUAGCAUGGACUUUAACUAUUGAUGCAUGCUGAAAUCUCUCCAUGUUAAUUAUAAUAAUUCAAUAUGUGUAAGCCCCACUUGUGUUAGUAGGACUUAAGCACAUGCAUAAGUAGUUUGCUUAACUGGGCUCUAGUUAAUUCUAGAGAUCUACUGUUUUUCACCUCCUAAACAGAGUUAGUCCAUUUAUGGUUUUACCUUAUAGGUAUAGUGGCUAGUCAAGUAAUAUUUGAAGCUAAUGUUUUUCUAUUUUUAAUAAUUAUGGGUGUUAAUGCAAAAUGUAUACUAAUGAUGCUGUAUACUUGUGUUCUGUUGGAGAAAACUUCCUCCUAUCACUUUCUGAAUGAUCCAUGCUAGGCUGUAAUCCAGUACUAUGUUCUCUGUAUGGUCUUUGCUCUUAAACUGUUUUUGCAUCACAGGCAAUUCUCUGCCAUAACUGUUUAAUUAGACUGAUUGUGCUGUUUUGACAAAGUAUGUCUUGUAGACAAGCUAAGUGAAGAAAUCUGAUAUGUGGAGGCCUAUUUGUGAUGUAUUUCUUGAAGGGUCUCAUGUAACUUGUGUUUGAAUAAACAUGCUAAUUACA
Messenger RNA from Columba livia (rock pigeon), 3708 nucleotides. RefSeq names its product NFKB inhibitor zeta (gene NFKBIZ). Gene Ontology annotation, cellular component: nucleus. Gene Ontology annotation, biological process: regulation of gene expression. Lineage: Eukaryota; Metazoa; Chordata; Aves; Columbiformes; Columbidae. The coding region runs from base 114 to 2216 and encodes 700 amino acids. The record is from RefSeq and is a predicted model, not a curated record. The transcript has 12 exons. Gene Ontology annotation, molecular function: POU domain binding; DNA binding.